GCGUUGAAUUCAGUUCGAGUUUAGCCUUCGAUGCGUUCAGACGUGUUCGGAAAAAACUAAAACGGAAAGCAAAAAGUAAACUCUGUCUAAAAAAUAUAAAGAGAAAUACAUAUUACCUUCAUAUAGCUAUACAUAUGAAUGGUCGCCGAGUGUGAAGUGAUUGAACAACUCAGAAAUUAUAUGCCUCUUGGCCACUUGUCAGUGAAUAGUGAAUUCUUGAUUUGACAAGAAAAUUGAAACUAAAUUGUGAAAACGCAUAAAACAGAAAAAUACAACAUUUCGGAAUACUUGCCGCCGCAAACUCUUUGGAUUAUUUUCAACCACCUAAAAAAAUAAAAACCCAAAAAAAAAAAACAACAGCUAACAGCAUUUAAAUUGCUGUUGGAUAUAUUCUUUGGAUUACCUGAAUAAGCAAAUAACUUCGAAGCAACUGCAAAAUGGUUGUACUCGAAGGCGGCGGUGGUGUUGUUACCAUCGGCAAUAACCAAUAUUUGCAACCGGAUUACUUGGCUCCAUUGCCCACAACGAUGGACGCCAAGAAAAGCCCGUUGGCAUUGCUGGCACAGACUUGCUCACAGAUCGGAGCCGAUUCAUCGGCUGUGAAACCGUUGCUGGGCAUGGAUAAGAACAAGAAAUCGGGAACAUGCUCCUCAUCGUCGACGUCAUCGAGCUCAUCGAGCAGCGCAGAAAUCUCAGCGGCCAAGUCGCCAAGCAGCCAAGCCAAAUCGCCCAAGUCGAGCACACCGAUCACCACAAGCUCAAGCAUCAGCAGCACAAGCCUCAGCUCAUCGGGCAGCGAGGUGAAGCUGGCCUUCAAGCCAUACGAGACGAACGUGCUCAGCCAGCAGAAUCAGAACAGCUUCAAGAGCAGCCACAGCGAGGAGCCAGUGCGUCCCAGCUCGAAGAACUCCUCCAGCCAGGAACGCGUGCCGUCGCGCAGCAAGUCCAACGCCACGCCCACAGAUCUCGCCCAGCUGAAGGCGGAGGGCAUGUCGACGACUCCUCACGACAACAGCAGCGCCAGCGGCAGCCGCAAGACAGUCUCCCCAGCCGGAUCCUCGCAGCGCGGCGCCAGCCCCAUCGUACGCUCCGGAAUGGAGGUGCUGAACAACGCUAACGGCACAGCACAGCAUCCCAAGGAGAUGAGCAGCAUGGCAGCAGCGGCAGCAGCUGCGGCAGCCGCAUACAAGGCAGCCGGACCCUAUGGACUGAAUCCCCUGUCCGCCCUCUGCUGCCCGCCGGGCAUGGAGCAGCACGCGAACCCCGCAUUCCGUCCGCCCUUCGCCGGCGGCUUCACGGCGCACCAUCACGCGGCUAUGCUGGCGGCGGCAGCGGCCAACGGCGGCUAUCCGCCCGCCGCAGCCGGACCGGGAGCAGCCGGCCAGCCCAAUCCGUACAUCAGCUACCAGCGCAUCAAGACGCCAGCCGGGGGCGAGGCAAUCGUGCCCGUCUGCAAGGAUCCCUACUGCCCCGGCUGCCCCUACUCCGCCCACACACAACAGAUGCUCAUGGGCGCCCCGUGCCCCGCCGGCUGCACGCAGUGCGAGCACCAGAAGUACGGCAUGGCCAUGGCCAGCGCCGGACUGCCCCCAGCCCAUCCCUACUCACAGGCAGCGGCCGCCGCGGCCGCCAACGCAGCCGCCGCUCGCAGCGCUCCCUACGUCUGCAGCUGGGUGGUCGGCGACGCCUACUGCGGCAAGCGAUUCCAGACCUCCGACGAGCUCUUCACCCAUCUGCGCACCCACACCGGCAACCUCUCGGACCCCGCUGCAGCCGCCGCGGCUCUCGCCCAGUCCCAGGCGCAGUCGCUCCUCGGCACGCUCUUCCCGCCGUCGGCUCUGCGCGCCGGUUACCCCACGCCUCCCCUCAGCCCCAUGUCCGCUGCAGCGGCGGCCGCUCGCUAUCAUCCCUACGGCAAGCCGCCGGGCGCUCUAGCUGCUGCUCCGUCGCCAUUUGGCGCUGCUGGCGCCUUCAAUCCGGCAGCGGCGGCUGCUGCAGCUGCUCUGGGUCCCUACUACUCUCCAUACGCCAUGUACGGACAGCGCAUGGGAGCAGCGCACCAGUAAGCGAAAGAGGGAAAGGAGGAGGUGAAGAGGAGGAGAAUGAGAAGGAGAAGGAGAGGCUAGUGUUGGAUACCAAAUAGAUGUGGAUCACGUCUGGCUUGGGAAAUAAUUUCUAAAAUUGCACAAUGCGUGAGAGGAGCGAAAAGCGAAGGGAAAUUUGAAAAAUUCAAAAGAUAAAGAAAAAACAAUUAAGAAUUCAUUGAUAAUUAUAAAUGAUGAUUAAUGAUUAAUGAUUAGUAACGCUCUCAGCGGCGUUCGCUGUUCUGUGAUACUAAACUGUAAAUUUGUCGAGCGCUAGUUACGUUUAACUUUCCAACAACAAUAAUAAUAACAACAACAACAUCAACAACAACCACAACAAGUCAAAAUAAUAAUAAUAGUAUUCACAAAAAUAAUCACAAGAAUGAAGACAACAACUAAGGAAUAAAUCAACAUAUGAAAAUAUAUCAGUUUUGAGUUCAGUUACAAUUACAAUUCACAUUUACCACUUACACGUCUCUUAAUCAAUUAACCAUAAUUAAUUGCGUUCUCAAAGUUCAACCAAAGUUUUUUUUAAAUGACUUCCAGUUCUCUCGAUAUAUAUAUAUAUCUAUGAAAAUCGUAUGUUUAUCAGGUUUUGUUUAUAUUACGCUAAUGUUGAAGCAUUGUUUUUUACUUUAAUUUGCCUAGAUAUAAAUUAGUUGUAACUAUUCCAUAUACAAAUAAAUUUAACACAAAAUAUACUAUAUAUAAUAUGCAUACAGAUUCAAUAAUGUUUUAAGCCAUCUUAUAUGUAAAAUAAAAAAACAACAAAAACUCAACCACAAUACACACAAUAUGCAAAAGAUUAAAAAUUAAAAAUUGAACAAAAAUCAAAUUCAAAAA
Molecule: messenger RNA, 2927 nt
Organism: Drosophila sulfurigaster albostrigata
Lineage: Eukaryota; Metazoa; Arthropoda; Insecta; Diptera; Drosophilidae
Gene: noc
Product: zinc finger protein Noc
Exons: 2
Coding region: 438-2066 (542 amino acids)
Biological process (GO): negative regulation of DNA-templated transcription
Cellular component (GO): nucleus
Source: RefSeq, a predicted model, not a curated record